Molecule: messenger RNA, 645 nt
Organism: Ostertagia ostertagi
Lineage: Eukaryota; Metazoa; Nematoda; Chromadorea; Rhabditida; Trichostrongylidae
Source: the annotation of a GenBank genome assembly
AUGACAGCAGAUGAACAAGGGGUCACGUUACAUUGGGGAUACGAUUACGAUUAUCCAGAGCAUGAGACAAAACCACCAAAGCACCACGACCACCACAAGCCAAAGCCACCAAAGCCAACGAUUCCGCAUGUCCACGUUAAUCCAGAUGGCUCAACUGAGUAUGAAUUGAUGAUUGUCACCGAUUUGGACAGAGCCUCGAGAGCAGGAGAAUGGUUAUGGAGAGCUGUCUCCCGAAAAGGUCGCCUGACAUUGAGCCGAGACAAGAAACAUGUGAACAUCUCAUGGGAAAUAGAAUCGGAGCAUAACUUGACGUCGUCCAUGAAUGUCAAAGGACGUGCUAUGGAAUUAUCCGGCUUAUCAGUCUUCCACAAUCGCAUACUCACUCCUGAUGACCGAACCGGAAUGAUUAGUGAAAUCAGGAACGGUCAGAUGAUUCCAUGGGUAUUUCUCAACUCUGGCCCAGGCAACACGACCAACCCUUUCAAAUGCGAGUGGAUGACCAUCAAAGAUGAUUUGCUGUACGUUGGCAGCCACGGUAAUGAGUACGUGGAUAAAAAUGGAAAAGUUUUGCACCGAGACAACAUGUGGAUCAAGACUGUUACUCCUAAGGAACGCAUGAAGUCACAGCUUGGAACUUCUUAUUAA